This is a messenger RNA of Cajanus cajan (pigeon pea), 3124 nucleotides long. The record is from RefSeq and is a predicted model, not a curated record. Lineage: Eukaryota; Viridiplantae; Streptophyta; Magnoliopsida; Fabales; Fabaceae.
UUUUUUUUAUAGCAACGAGAGGUGAAGCAAGAGCAAACAACUGUUCUUCGCUUCACUCUCGUCUCGCUCCACCACGAAGUACGAACCUUCCUCUCAUCUUCUCUCACUCACUUGCCACGACGUCGUUUUUCUCUUCCUCUUCGCUGAAACGCGCUUUUUAAGUGUCGCCGUUUUCUGCAAAUCCAGCUAGGGUUUCACUCCACUGCGAUCUCUCACCCUAGCUCGCCGUUUCGCCGUUCCUCUUCCGCUUCGAAUCGCCGCGUUUAAGUUCACCGUUCCCAAAUCGCUUCUGUGGAUAGAAGAAAAGGACUUCGAAUUUCGCUGAGCACGUUGCUUUCAGUUAGUAGCUGUAACUCUGAACUGGACCAAGCCGUUAGGUUUGAUUGAGGAACUGUGAUUUGGGGUUAAUUGAGUGAUUGGACAUUAUGAUGGCAAAGAGUAGGCUUUCUGAAGGUUAUUUUGGGAAUGCGCUGGAUACUGCUGGUGAAUCUGAGGGGUCUGGUAGCUCUGGUAGAAUAGACACGGAAAUUACGGUUUCGGAGGAUUCUAGUUUCCCUGCGAGGAAAUCUAUUAGUUUGAACUCGAGUCGCCGUGAUGCGUUUGGUGCUCCUCUGCAAGUUGUUCCCUUGUCGAACAUGUCACUUUCCCAGAGAAAAGAUCUGGUACAGAGGUUGAGGUCUGAGCUUGAGCAGAUUCGGGUACUUCAGAAGAAAAUUGAACUGCAGAGAGCCAAUGGUGUUACGCUGUCGUCCUCCAGUGAUAUUCUUAGCUGUAGUAAUGGCAACAAUGGGCAUCGAGUGGAAAGCACUAAAAAGCCGUCAAUGUCCAGUUCUGCACCGGGGAAUAAAUCAAAGCCGUCAGGUAAGGGUCAAGGUCAGGGUCAGAAGCCUCGCGGUUGGAUCCGGGGAUCUUCUGGGAAGUUUGAGUCUGCGGUGCGGUCUGCUUCACCGACCACUGCGAAUGCUUUGUUGAUGAAAGAUUGUGAGUCACUGUUGAAACGGUUAAUGAGUCAUCAGUAUGGUUGGGUUUUCAACACCCCUGUGGAUGUGGUGAAGUUGAAUCUUCCAGAUUAUUUCACUAUUAUUAAGCGUCCAAUGGAUUUGGGAACAGUAAAAAGUAAUGUAGCUGCAGGAGCAUAUGCAGGCCCACUGGAAUUCGCUGAUGAUGUGAGGCUUACAUUUUCAAAUGCGAUGACCUAUAAUCCUCCUGGGAAUGAUGUUCAUCUCAUGGCUGAUACACUCAAUAAAUAUUUCGAGUUGAGAUGGAAAACAAUUGAGAAGAAACUGCCAAGAAGUGAUGUUCUGCCAUUGCCUGCAAAGCCAGACAAUUGUGGAGAUGUAAAAACUAAAAGACCAGUGCCUUCUUCAAAAAAGAGGAAAAUUGCCUCAUUACCCCCUCAACCUGAAGUUAUGCCACCUGCAAAGAAGGUUAUGUCAGAUCAAGAGAAGCACGAUUUAGGUCAAGAAUUGGAGACUUUAAUGGGGGAAAUGCCUAUGCAUAUCAUUGAUUUCUUAAAAGAACAUAGUUCAAAUGGUAGAGAAUGCGGAGAGGAUGAGAUUGAGAUUGAUAUUGAUGACCUCAGUGAUGAUACCUUGUUCACAUUACGAAAGCUUUUGGAUGAGUUUUUGCAAGAGAAGCAAAAGAACAAAGCAAAAGUUGAAACAUGUGAAGUAGAGGUGUUGAAUGAUUCUGGACCAAGCAAUUCGUCAUUGCAACCAUUUAAAGGUAAUGACCCAGCUGAUGAAGAGGUGGACAUUGGUGGAAAUGAGCCUCCAGUGUCAAGCUAUCCUAAUGUGGAGAUUGAGAAGGAUACAACACACGGAAACAAAUGCCUAAGCCCAGGCAUCUCCAGCGAUAAGGACUCUGAUAGUUCUUCUGAUAGUGAACCCGAUGAUGUUAAAGCAAGUCCAGCAAAGGUACCAGAAAAUCUGGGUUCUGAAGCUCAGUUGGAUGAAAAGACCAGAGCUGCUGCUACUCUUGAAAGAAAUCAAUCUGUUAGUGGCUUAGAUCAACUUGAGGAUAACUCCCAGCAUAAGCCAAGUUCUUUUGAUUCUGAUUGCAAUCAAGAUGGGGACAGUGCUCUGACUGAGAGACAGGUCUCCCCUGAUAAAGUAUAUCGAGCUGCUGUAUUGAAGAAACGAUUUCUUGAUACCAUCUUGAAAGCUCGAGAGAAGACACUGACACAAGGUGAAAAGGGAGAUCCCGAGAAAUUGCGCCAGGAGAGGGAGAAACUGGAGUUGGAGCAAAGAAAAGAAAAGGCAAGGCUACAAGCAGAAGCAAAGGCAGCUGAAGAUGCCCGAAAGCUGGCAGAAGCAGAAGCUGCUGCAGAAGCCAGACGAAAAAGGGAGCUUGAAAGAGAAGCUGCACGACAAGCAUUGCUCCAGAUGGAAAAGACUGUUGAAAUCAAUGAAAAUUCUCGGUUUCUCGAAGAUUUGGAAAUGCUCAGAACUGUACCUGCUGAGCAAUUGCCAAGCUCUGUGGAUGAGACGAGUCCUGAUCACUCUCAAGAUGCUCUGGGUAGUUUCAAGUUUGGGAGUAGUAAUCCCUUGGAACAAUUAGGAUUAUAUAUCAAGGCUGAUGAUGAAGAAGAGGAAGGAGAGCCACCCUGUAUUCCAAAUCCUGUAAAUGAUGUAGAAGAGGGAGAGAUUGAUUAAAAGUUAUGUACAUUUUGUAUGUUGAAAUGAGGAUCAAAGUAUACUUAAAUCUUAAUCCCAAAAAAAUUCCCCAAAAUAUUCCAGUUCUCACAAUGCAUCGACAUCAUAAGUGGGACGGAGCAUAGUUUCUUAUGGAAGCAUUCAGCUUCUGUAAAGGACAAUAUUAAUUCAGUUUUGGGCUGUGAUGGCAAUAGAGGAGCGGUUUGAACAGAAACUAAGCUAUGUUUCGGGUUGUAAACUUGUAAUACAUCAACUUCUUGAUUUUCCAAUACUAGCUGGUGGCUGGAGCAUCGCGUCCAUUCUUAUAGAUGAUGUAUCAUGUAUCAUGUAUGUUGUACAAAAGAUAGGUCUUUGAAUAUGUGAACAUUGAAGUAGCUCCAUCUUUCUAAAUACGUCGUGCUUGUAUUGUAUUUGUGUCUGGCUAUUCCUUUAUUAACCACUAAAAUCUUAAGGCACUUUCAUCUUCAGAA